Cicer arietinum (chickpea) is the source of this 2819-nucleotide messenger RNA. Its product is annotated as diphthine--ammonia ligase. The record is from RefSeq and is a predicted model, not a curated record. NCBI's taxonomy places the organism in Eukaryota, Viridiplantae, Streptophyta, Magnoliopsida, Fabales, Fabaceae. Gene Ontology annotation, biological process: protein histidyl modification to diphthamide. Gene Ontology annotation, molecular function: diphthine-ammonia ligase activity.
CCCAAUGACAGCAUAAUCAAAACGCAUCGUUUGAGUCGUCGUUCGUUGUAUCUUACAGUGAAAAGUGGAGCCCUAAAACGCACACUGUUGAACUUGAACCCAAACACCAGUGGAAGUUGGUUACAACGAUGAAGGUGGUUGCACUUGUUAGCGGCGGCAAAGACAGCUGCUAUGCCAUGAUGAAGUCUAUUCACUAUGGCCACCAGAUUGUUGCAUUGGCGAAUUUGAUGCCGGUUGAUGAUUCCGUUGACGAGCUCGAUAGCUACAUGUACCAAACCGUUGGGCAUCAAAUUAUCACCAGCUAUGCUGAAUGUAUGGGAUUGCCAUUGUUCAGGAGGCGAAUACAAGGAUCCUCAAGGCAUCUGGAGCUUGGUUACAAAACAACUCAAGGUGAUGAAGUUGAAGAUAUGUAUAUUUUAUUACGUGAAGUGAAAAGGCAGAUACCCUCAGUUACUGCAGUGUGUUCUGGAGCCAUAGCAUCUGACUAUCAGAGACUACGGGUGGAAAGUGUAUGUUCAAGGUUAGGCCUUGUAUCUUUGGCAUACUUAUGGAAACAAGAUCAGUCCUUGCUCCUACAGGAAAUGAUUGCAAAUGGAAUAGAAGCUAUAACUGUGAAGGUAGCUGCCAUGGGUUUGGUUCCUGCAAAGCACUUGGGUAAAGAAAUAGCCAUAUUAAAUGCUUAUUUGCAUAAAUUGAAAGAGUCAUAUGGAAUCAAUGUUUGCGGUGAAGGAGGAGAAUAUGAAACAUUGACUCUUGAUUGCCCGCUCUUUAUUAAUGCUCGCAUUGUGCUUGAUGAAUAUCAAGUUGUGAUGCACUCUUCAGAUUCCAUAGCUCCUGUGGGGAUCCUUCAUCCCUUGGCAUUUCAUUUGGAAAAUAAGGAAGACAUUCAGUUUUUAAAUACACAAGACAAAAUACAUGAGAUUUGUGUGCAGAAAUUAGGGUCUGUACUUGAAGUGGAUGACGGUCAAGAAAAAUUUGAAGCCACAUGCAAGCCUGUUGGUUGCGCUGAUCCAAUUGAUGACAUAGAACAUAAAUUUAACAUUUCAAGAACUAAUAACAAAAGCACGUUCUCCAUAUGUUGCUGGUUGCAAGACUCCUGCAAUGAUUUGCAGGAAGAUUUAAAGAUUGUUUUGAGGAAAAUUGAAUCACAGCUAGCAAGCUUUGGUUUUGGCUGGGAGAAUGUUCUCUAUAUUCACCUUUACAUUGAUGACAUGAAUAAGUUCUCUGAGGCAAAUGAGACAUAUGUGAAAUUUAUUACACAGGAUAAGUGCCCAUUUGGUGUCCCAUCCCGCAGUACAGUUGAAAUGCCUCUAAUUGAAAUGGGCUUUAGUAGAGCAUACAUUGAAGUUUUGGUAGCUAAUAAUAAAGAUAAAAAGGUUUUGCAUGUGCAGAGUAUUUCCUGUUGGGCACCUAGUUGCAUUGGGCCAUACAGCCAGGCAACCUUGCACGAGGGUAUACUUCACAUGGCUGGUCAACUGGGCCUUGACCCUCCUACAAUGAAUCUUUGCAGUGGAGGCCCUGGGGUUGAACUGGAACAGGCACUGAAAAACAGUGAAGCAGUGGCAAAAUCUUUUAAUUGUUCAAUAUCGACAUCUGCUAUUGGUUUUGUUAUAUACUGUUCUAAAAAUACCUCAUCAUUGGAAAGACUUGAUAUCGAGAAGAAACAAGAAACAAUACUCAGACAGAUGAAGAUCUCUGAUUUAGAGGAAGGCAAAACAUACAAAACAAUAGAUCCCAUAUUUCUUUAUGUCCUUGUUUCUGAUCUACCUAAGAGAGCAUUUGUAGAAGUGAAGCCUAUUGUUUAUGUUGAGGAUGGUGCAGAUAUAGAAAUUGCGACAAUAACAGAAAGGUCUUCUUCAAAGACAUCAUGUUAUUGGGGUUUCAAGCAGGAAAGUUGGCAUGAUGAUUGCAUUCAGAAAUGUGUGAUUCCAGGAAAGAUAUGUGCCAUUAUAUUGUCGAUCACAAGUGAGCUGGCUGCAAAAAUAUGUUACAACUCUAUGCCAGCUGAUUACGGCAAUAAUAAUGCUCAACAUAUCAUACCUAAAGCACAGAUGGAACAGUUAUCAAAGUUCUGCAUUUAUCUUCUUGACAAAGUUAUAACAGAUAAUGACUUUGCCUGGGAAGAUGUAAUGAGUUUGAGGUUCUAUGUCCCAGUAAGCCUUCAAAUGUCAGUGGAGCUAUUACAGCCUAUGUUCAGCAAUGCACUCAUUGAACUAUCUGAAAUGAGUCAGAGGAAAGUUAAAAAUUUUGAGGAGCCAAUCUUCAACAUAGUUCCUGUCGUAGGUGCUGGGAGGGCUGCUUCAUCCAUGGAUGAUGUAGUGACCUGCGAAUUACUGGCUCGGAAAUCCUGAGUACACCAGCUGAUGUGCAAGGUUUUUCUUUUCCCCUUUUAUGUUUUCAAAUUUAGAUCAACCUUAUUUUUUUAAUUAAAAAAAAUUCAAAUAGGAUUCACUGAGAUAGGUUGGUGAUUAGGAUGGAAUUGGAUUCUACUCAUUUAGCGAUUUAAGUUCUGUUAUGAGGGUGGUGCUUGAAUAAGUUGGGCAGAGCAGACCAUGCAAUGAUCUUCCCCAAGGUUGAUAAAAUCUUGGAGUUACCUUUUAAUUUUAUGAAUUACAUAGAGUCUGUAAUAUUCAGAUGUGCGGAAAGUAGUACAAAGCAAGUGGUAAAUUUAUCAAAUUUCAGAGAUGUGUAUUUGUUCAAAAUGUAAUCUAUAUAGAUAUAGGAGUACUGUAAACCCAAACUGUUGGUUUUCUUUUUGGUUAAUCUUAUGUAUAAGAUGUUUUUCAUCCACUUUUGUUAUUGCACAUUUCAAUAUUCAA